Molecule: messenger RNA, 1632 nt
Organism: Lactuca sativa (garden lettuce)
Lineage: Eukaryota; Viridiplantae; Streptophyta; Magnoliopsida; Asterales; Asteraceae
Product: protein IQ-DOMAIN 19
Molecular function (GO): protein binding
Source: RefSeq, a predicted model, not a curated record
AUGGGUAAGGCAGGUAGAUGGAUCAAAAACUUGUUAGGCAAAAAGGAGGAGAAAAUCAACAAGAAAGAAGGUGGCCCCACAUCUCCACCAUGCACCACCGCCAUUAUUCCAGCAACUCCAUCACCUUCUCACCGGAGGAGAUGGAGCUUUAGGAAAUCAAAUAACAAAGAAAUAGUAGUCAAUCACAAGAGUUGCCGAUCAUUUGACUCCAUCAUCACCUCCCAGUUAGUUUCACAAGCUUUGUUCGACUAUGCGAUUCAGCAGCAAAACUACACCACCAUGUUGGUGGUGCCGCCUCCCAAAGCCGCCACAUAUGGACUCCCUCGUGUGGUUUUAGCUGCAGCUGCAACAAGAAUUCAAGCGGCUUUCCGUUCAUAUUUGGCACGAAGGGCGUUGUGUGCUUUACGUGGAUUAGUGAAGCUACAAGCUUUGGUGAGGGGACACUUGGUGCGUAAGCGAACCACAACCAUGGUUAGAUGCAUGAAGGCACUUGUCUCUAUUCAAGUUAGAGCUCGAUAUCAAAGAAUUCAAAUGGUUGAGGAUGUGGAAUCACAAUCCCAUCUUCAUGCCACAAGUAGAAGAGGAUUUGUGAUAGCUCAUGAACGUCGUCUCAGUGCACCACAAUUCGAUCACAAUGACAAUAUCGGACAAUUCGAAAGCAAGACAAGCGGCUUUAUAACUUAUCGACAGUCAUCACGCAGAUUCUCAAUAGAUUCAUUGCCAUGGAAACAAGAAAAUUCACCCAGACUGCAAAAUAAGCCAGUAAACGCGGCUUAUUCUACAGUGUCACAAAUGGGAUCACAAUCACAUCACGAUGAACCCAAUUACAUGACCCGAACAAAGUCUUCAAGAGCAAAAACACGGUCACAAAGCGAACCAAGACAACGACCCACAAAACAAAAACGCGAAAAUAGACAAAAUUCAUCAUCAAAUGAAGCUCUUGGUUCAAAGGUGGUUCGAACCCACAACCAUCAAAAGGUGCACUCGGGUUGUGUGGCUAAGGCUCAUCGGUCAUCAAAAUCGAUCAAUGAUUCUGAAUUCGACUCAGCAAGUACUUGUACUAAUGGCUCAUCUUAUUGUAUAACUCAGAUGACUGAAAAUCUCUAUUAGCAACAAGCCAUAUGCAUGAAAGCUUAGCACCAAGUGAAUCAACAAGGAGUUAAUAGCCGACACAUUUUCAUGACAAACAGUCAAUCGUCAUGUCUGCUAGAUCUAAUUUGGGACAAGACAGGGUGAAAGAGAAAAAAAGUAUUAAGAUGAUAGUUGUUAUUGAUGAUUUAUGUAACAUUGUAAGGAAACAAGAAAUAUUUUUGUAAUAAUAUUCAGCCCCUGAAAACAUAAUUCGCUCUUUAUCUUUAUUAAAAAUAAUAAUACAAUCAAGAACAUGUUUUAGAAACUGAGAUAAUGCACAACACUCGAAAACCUUUUAAAAUUUACAGUGAUGGCAAAGCUUGCUCCUUGAGUGAAUCUUGAACUGCUUUCAAGACAGCUGGCAUAAGUUUGCGAUUGGUAACAAUGAUACCUGUGUCCAGAUCAAGAUACCUUCCUUUUGAAAAGUCUAAAGGCUUUCCGGAAGCAUCCGAGGCAACACCUCCAGCUUCUGCAAUAAACUCAUCAAUUUUUUUUAUAAGA